AUGGUGCAAUCACAGGUAUGGCUCAUAACCGGCGCCUCACGGGGUCUGGGACUCGAGAUCACCAAGGCUGCCCUCAAGGCGGGCCAUACGCUUGAUGUGGCCGGCACCGACGUCGAGUCUCAAAUUCGAUCCGCCGUAACCAAGCACGGCAAGAUUGACGUGCUGGUUAAUAACGCCGCAUACGCUGUUCUGGGCAGCAUUGAGAACACGAGGCAAGUUAGAAGCAUAGGCUUUGUCGAUGCCAUCUUCAAGACCAAUGUCCUUGGCUGCCUACGAACUAUCCAGGCAGUGCUGCCUUCAAUGCGGCAACGUAAGGCGGGAACCAUUGUGCACAUCAGUAGCAGCGAGUUCGUCGGGCCAACGCCUGCUCUGGGUGUCUAUUCGGCAACCAAAUUCGCCAUGGAGGAAGUCGCAUCGUUCAACAUCCGCACUCUAGUCAUGGUACCGGGAGGCAUACGCACAGGGUUUUCUGACCCAUCUGGCACCGGCGUCGAGGUGCCCCUUGACGAUGCAUACAAGGGCACCGCUGUCGAGUGGGUGACGCAGGCCGCCAAGUCGCCGCAGUUCAACGCCGACUUUUCAGACCCGGUCGAGGUCGCGCAGCGUAUUGUCGACGCGGUCGACGGCACGGGGAUCAUGAAGGGCAGGGAGUUGGGUCGCCGGGUGCCACUCGGGAAGGACACCGCCCAGCACGUGGAGAAGAGGGCCCAGGAGUAUGCGGACAUGGCAAAGAACCUGAAGGAUAUUGCCGAGAGCGUGUGA
Molecule: messenger RNA, 762 nt
Organism: Anthostomella pinea
Lineage: Eukaryota; Fungi; Ascomycota; Sordariomycetes; Xylariales; Xylariaceae
Source: the annotation of a GenBank genome assembly